Molecule: messenger RNA, 5476 nt
Organism: Seminavis robusta
Lineage: Eukaryota; Bacillariophyta; Bacillariophyceae; Naviculales; Naviculaceae
Source: the annotation of a GenBank genome assembly
AACAAACAAACAAACAAACAAACAAACAACACUAACAACAACCAACACCAUGCUAAGAUCAAAACCCCGAGACGAGUCUCUGACGGGGUUACUGGGCAACAACACCAACACCCACGGUCGAACCAAGUCCAGCUCCUCUCCCAAUCGCCCCACUCGCACCAACACGGCUCCCAAGUCGUCGUCAUCCAACAAGAACCACAACAAUCAAAAAGCCACACUGAAAUUACCCACCAGCAAGGAUGCCAUGGAUCGUCCCUCGCUGGGCAGUCGUCGCACCAGUGACAAGACCAUGCUCUCCAAGACGGCAUUGGCUACCACGGCCGCGGUGGGACAAAAAGUGGGACAACGCGUGAAAAAGGGAGUGGGAGUUGCUGGCAAGGGAACCGUAAAGGCCACCAAGAUUGUCAGCAAGAAAACAACCAGAGUCGCCAAAUCCGUGGGCAACAAGACGGUCGGUGCCGUCAGCAAUCUCAAUGGAACGGCCGUCGUCAAGGGAGCCGUUGGCGCCAUUCAUCUAGCCGAAACCGGAAUCAAGGGAAUCAACAAUCUAGCCGCACGCACGCUAAAACGCAAUGAAGUCGUGGCCGCUGCGGCAUGGAAGACCCGCGUCACUUCUCCCGUCACCAAAGUGGAACUGGUCCUCGAAUGCAAGAAUCUGCGCCGCAAAGAUGCCUUUGCCGAGUGUGAUGCCUUUGCCGUCUUGUGGAAGGUACCCAAUGGAUAUGGCAGUGAUGGACAGAUUGGUAAAAUGGGUGGAGACGAGUCCUAUUCCAGCCUCGGAAUGAGUGCCGGCCACAUGAGUCUGUCUUCCAUAUCAUCUGCCAACAGCAAACGCAGGAAACGACCCAGAGUGAACCGACUGCCCACCUCUUCGGAAAAGGAAGUAGGUCGGACCGAGGUGGUCCGAGGAAACCGCAAUCCACACUUUGACAAACUGUUUGUCAUUGAUUUCAAGUUCCAAGAAGAACAAACCUAUGUCAUUCGAAUCUAUGACAGAGACUUGGACUAUUGCGAAGACCUCAAGGAGCAUGACUUCCUGGGAGGAGCCGUGUUCACCAUGGGUGAACUCAUGGGAGAAGGAAGACGAGAACUGCGUCGCCCCUUGCGCUCUCACGCGACUGGCAAGGGGGACAAAUCCUUCUUGACCAUUCGAGGAAAUGAAGUGUCCAGCGCUCGGUCCGUCAUGGAGUUUCGCUUUUCCGCCAUUGGACUGCGAGAGAAUGACAAGGGUGUCAUUGAAAAGGAAGAUGAUCCCUACUUUCAAAUCCUCAAACUCAACCAAGAAGACCAGUCAUGGGAUGCCGUUUACAAAUCCGAAGUGCUCAUGCGCACCGAUGCUCCCACGUGGGCCAAGGCUCGUUUGCCGUUGCCGGUGCUUUGCAACGAUGACAUGGCCAAUCCGCUCCGGAUUACCUUUUGGGACUGGAGACGGUCGGAACAAGCAGAAGCUCUGGGUUUUGUUGAAACCACCGUCCAGGAACUGGUGGAAGGAGCGGAACGGGGCAUUCCAGUGAUGGACAUUCGACGAGAACACAAGCGACUCUUUCGACGCGACAAGAUCAAAAAGAAGGGGAGCCUCAAAGUGCUGCGUUCCGAGCUUCAGCCCGUUCCGACCAUGAUGGAGUACAUCUAUGGUGGCUGUAAGAUUGACUUGAUGGUUGCCGUUGACUGCUCCAUCCACAACGACGACCCAGAAGUGGAAGGAGGUCUCCACCACCGACCGGGGCCACACUGGCUGAAUGAUUAUGAAGCAGCAAUCCACAAGGUUGGAGCCAUUAUGGAACCCUAUUCAAAUGACAAGGAAUUCAGUAUCUGGGGGUUUGGUGGAGACAUUCGAGGAGAAGCAGUGUCGCUAUUUCCCGUGGGAGACGCGGAUGGCACCGUACAUGGCGCCAGUGGCCUGUUGGACGCUUACGAUACCACCUUUACUAGCAAUCCGCUGUACAUGGAACCCGCCGACGAUGCCAACAUUGCACCUGUCAUUCAGUCCGCAAUGUACCGUGCCAUCAAAAAGUCAGAGCAGGAACACUGUUACAGUGUCUUGUGCAUUCUGACGGCGGGCAACAUUGGUGAUGACCUGCGGGAUACGAUUGACACUAUCUGUACGGCUGCAGAGGACGCGCCACUCUCGAUUGUGAUUAUAGGAGUUGGUGAAAACGAGGAGGCAUUCACUACAAUCAGAAAAGUUAUAGCGAACGGAGGAAAGCUGCGACACUCGAAUGGUGUGCCCAUUUCACGCGACAUUGUCAGUUUUGCUUCCUUUGAUGAUUUUGAAGGCAACGCCAGCAAUGUUGCGGCGGAAGGUCUCAAAGAACUUCCAGAACAGUUUGUGGAAUACUUCACAGACAACGGGAUCCAGCCACGACCACCUGUCACAGCCUCGUCAAUCGAGAAGGAGUCUGCUGCCAUGAAAGACGAUAGCCGAAGCACUAUGGGAGGCAGCAGCCGAAGGCGCAAUGGGGACCGAAGUGACCGACGAAGCCCCCGGGGCACUCGGAGACGUACACGGUCACGGUCACCCAAGAAGAGCGGCAAAGCACGAGGCGCUGGAAGUUGAGCGCAGAGCUUGCCUCGGUCUUCCCAAAGGUUUCAUAGGAGUUGCCAAUGUGCUACUAGUGAACCGUCAAACUUAUAGACCAUUGAAACAACUACAUGUACUACUAGUCAGAUGGCAGGUUUCGCGAUGGACGGGCUGGAUCAGGGCAGGGUACCGGUACGAAGGACCCUAUUGAGUUCACAGCUGUUGCAGCCUUGCAACGGGCGCCAAUGGUCUCUGGACCAUCAGACACCGCCUGACAGUGACCCGCCACAGAAAUCUUUACUAGAGGGCAAUCUGUGAUCACACUGCAGAUGAUGUGGCUAGCGCGCCUUGAAUAUUGGGGAAGUGCUAGCUAGCUAGGCCAGCUUCUGCUGGCGAGCUGGCCAACAAGCUGACCUCCGCCUUGCUGCAACCGUACUGGAAGAAGGUCAAAAGCUUCUUGGAGGUCCCACACAAAUCCGACUAGUGUCAAAUCACCUACCACAAGACCACGGGCCACUGUUCUGGUCAUUGCUUUGAUUCGAUUCGGACUUCUAUCAUACUGUAGAGUUGGGUAUAUGCUAAAAGACUUGGAGUUUGAAGACGGACAACCUCUCAACUAAGCAAGCACUGGGCAUCAUUGGAUCACUAGACAGACAAAUAAUCAUAACGGUGAUUGGUACAUGUACAAAAAGGGAAUGUUGUAGCUGCUGGAGGAAGGCGGCUACGGGUUGGGAAGGCCACUAAGGUACCCAACCAUGUUGGAAAGAGUUUGCUUGUUCGCAUUAUUUGCUUGGUGGAUUGACUACUAGGAGACCAGAGUUGCUACUACAGUGUGAAGCGGUGCAAGAGGCGACAGCUCGAUCUCGGAAGUAGGGCGUCAGUGGCAGCCAUCUGCAGUGACAAGCAACCAUUGGUUUUGAAGUCAGAUGGACCUCUUUCCUUCCUUGCAAGCUCUGGGUUUGUAUUGAAGACUCCGCCGGCCUCCGAAGAUACUGCAAAGCUACGGUUUUCACUGGGCCAUCAUUGAGCACCAACGACGCGGGGAGGGUUGUUGAAUACUUUCUUGUCCUGGGCGAUUGCAGCUGUUCAUUUCAAGGGCACCGGUAUCCGAGGGCUGCCAAGGAUACUCACACCAAAUGUAAUGGAUGAAGCAGAAAGACCGUGCCCCCAAAGCCAGGUCAUGGCAUCUUUCGAUACCAGUACCAAUCCACCAAAGUUCGAACUUCCACAGGUGCCUCGCCGGCACUCCAAAUCAAGCAAAUGCUCCUCCAACAGCAUCUGGAUGCUCUGAUCUGCAACAUACGUCGUCGGUGUUUCCACAAGCAUCGUCGAGUGGAUCAUAGUAAUAAAAGUAGUAUACUGGAGUGGCAACAAAGAGAAUGGCCCAUACGGUCACCAAGAGAAUCACCAACAGAGGCGGAAGAAUGGGAAGAACUAGGAGGCCUGCCGUGGUGAUAUAGAGGGGAUGAAAGAUCCUGCGAUCUACCUUUGGUUUGGAUGGUUUAUGAUCGGCAAAGGAAAUAUAAUCCACUCGAAUGUGCGCUACACCUCUGUCGUUGUCGCCGUCUUGCACAACGGAUUCAUCACCACCAGCAUCAUCUUUCUUGGCGUUGUCAUUCCCUGUAGUUUUGAGGGUUUGCUUGGCAUCAACCAUGGUUUCACAAACAGGUAACUGUUUCUCGACAGCUUGCUAACAGCAGCUACUACUGCAGCCGACCAAACAAUGAGAUACAUGACCCUGUAGUGAUCACUGCUAUUGAAUACAGUAGUACAUCAUUGACCUCUGCUGAAGGUCUCCUUGCUUUCUUUGCCCGCCAUUAUAAAAAUGACGGGGCUGGAGUGAGGAGGGAAAGUUGCCACAGACACGUGGAUUGCCACCCCGGCUCAAGCGUUGUCUGUUGAGCUACGGUAAAUAAGCCAUAUAAGCUGUCAAAAGUCGAGGAUUUGGGAGUCUCAGUCUCGAAUGAUGGAGACCUUCAACCAAACUGGCUUUGAUCAACAGUGGCCAGCAAAUGCACCACGAGAAGAUCUACCUGACAACCAAAAUCUUCCUGUUUGUAUUUUCGAAGCCAGGCAGUGGACAAAUCUGCCUGGACAAGUCUGCAGAAUGAAGCUUCCCCAUGAUUUCGCUGCCUUCAAUCUGACUUUUUUCACACCUGAGAUGAUUCUCUAGACAGAUUCUAUGCUAGCUGCUGUCUUUGCGGGCUACUAGUCUUUUAGAUGCCUGGUUUCUCAAGCACUUUGCUUGCCCCUAAAACAAGCCACUAAGAUUCGAGCCGCAGCAACAGCCAACCAAAGAACUUCCCCUUCACUUCAAGUGCUUGUUUGAAGGUGUAAUAAAAUAAGAUCUUGUCAUGUUGUGUUUUGGAGGAAGCAAGCUUAGUUUCGUACGUGUAGCAGGUUCUUUGUGCUUCCCUCCACUCAAAAGGACCCAUCAAGAAGUUUGCUUCAACUGCCAAAUCCAGCUACUCAAUUUUAAAAGCUACAUGUAGCUAGUGCUAGCUCCAGCCAGCCAAGAGCCCAUGAAAGCCAAGCUUCUCCACCUGGAGCCCCGCCAAACCUUUUGGUUCCGCUCAAUGUCGGAUCUUGUAGGCCCAGACAAAGAGUCAACCAAUGGGUGUGAUCGUGGCCAUCCAAAUUUCUAUUGUGAGUCUUGUAAUGGAGAAGUGAAGUGGCACGAAGAUUCCACCAUGUCUGAAACAUCACAAAAGUGCCGUGGUUCAGGACGGCAAAUGGAAAGCCAUUGAAAGCCAUCUGGCAAAGAAGCGUGUGGGUCAUCAGAACAGAACGUACAACCUGUAGGUAAAACUCCCUACACCUACGCAUCAUAGUGCGCAUACUCUACCGUCUCAAUGGUUUAAUUGUGGGAAAGUAAAAUGUCAAUCAUCACAGGUUUGAAUGGGCUAUAAACAUGCAAUAAAUGACUUAAGAUAAGGUUUUCUCAUUUAACACAAA